Molecule: messenger RNA, 5123 nt
Organism: Haplochromis burtoni (Burton's mouthbrooder)
Lineage: Eukaryota; Metazoa; Chordata; Actinopteri; Cichliformes; Cichlidae
Gene: gatad2ab
Product: GATA zinc finger domain containing 2Ab
Exons: 11
Coding region: 1373-3325 (650 amino acids)
Biological process (GO): negative regulation of transcription by RNA polymerase II
Cellular component (GO): NuRD complex
Molecular function (GO): zinc ion binding; sequence-specific DNA binding
Source: RefSeq, a predicted model, not a curated record
UCGCGCAGCGCUAUUUCAUUAGUAUGUAACGUAAUUUAGGGUUUUUAAUUUUCAAUUAAAACAUGACGACGACGGAAGUUUCUCUUUCGGUGUUAGCUCAGCUAACCUAAGUUAAGCUAGCUAGCGUAGCUUGAUCUCAGCUAACGUGCAAGGUAAUAGUAUGUGUGUCGCUCAGCUACACAUACACACACACUUACGUACUGAGUGCACCAGCUUCGAAAGUACAAAAAUAUUAACCAAACUUCCCAGCAAAACUUGUACAUGGAUGCACUGAUAUUAGUAAAUAAUGUAAGGGAGUGUGUUUAUUCACCUAGGUUGAAGCUGCAGAACGCUGAGGUAAAACUGUCAUUUUCUGUAUGUAAUUAACGCUCGAUUGUUUGUGAAUAAAUUUAGCGACUGUCUGCCAUCAGACUAGUGGCCGGGGAGAUGGCGUUAGCAGGCUAACUUAGCUCCCUUAGCUAGCCUUGUAACACUAGCUGCUCACUUGAGACGAGGUCGGUUUCAUUGUCUGUCGUGUAUCGCUAUUUGCACAGACAUCGGUGCUACAAAAAUCACACUUUUGCCACAAUAUUCAAAGGAGCAAGGGCUGCAGGGUUGAGCUUAUUUCCUCUAAUUUCUGAAACUGAUGAUAAUCACAAUGGGCUGUUAGCUCGUGAUAGUUAGCCGCUGGUUUAGUAGCCGGACAGAUGGACAGGUUGUUGUUGGCAAGCCAAGUUAACGUUAGCAUGCGAUAGCUUGUUGUUGUUUGGUGGGUUAGUUGAAAAUGGGCAGCUUUUCUUUUGGGCAAAGUUGAGUCACUGAAGUUUAUGAACAUCAUAACCAGUAUUGCCACCGAAUAAGGUUAAACCUGCUGUGCCUUUUCAAAGGCAGAUGGGCAUGGCUUUAUGAGCCAUUGAUCUAAGAACUUUGUCAGAUUAGCUCAACCGUGAAAAGCCUUUUUAUGGAGGCGUAAUGGUGGACGGUAAUGCCUCCGUCGGGUUGGUGUGUCCACGACAGCUUGGUAUCAAACACCCACACUAAACCGUGGUAAACUUAAACGCCUACUUUUAUUCUUUUAAACCGGAAUAGGAAUGUUUGUGUAAGUCAGAUAAAAAUCAUACCACUUAAUGUAUGACAUGAAACGUCUUACAGUCAGGUUAAGGGCGCACUCUCCAGUUGCUGUACCGUUCAUUUCCCGUUGAAGUCAGGCGUUUAAAGGCGUGCCUGCUAUUUUAAUCAUUUGAGGAUAAUUGUGAGACGCUUCUUAAUCAUCAAGCCUCGCAGUCACGCUGCCUGGUCUUGGUGUCGGAGACUUCUUUAUGCUUAAAGGCGGCCUUAUCCUCAGCAAUCUGGGAACUGUGGGUCAUGUUAUUCCAGUGGGGUGAGAGCAGCCAUGUCAGAGGACGCAGUGCGUCAAACACGCAGCCAGAAGCGGGCUCUAGAGAGGGACCAUGCAGCUCUUGCUGGGUCCCUGGGGGACAUGGACAGUAAACGUGUUAAACUGGAGAAGAGUGAUGCAGCUGGGACCCCUCUGGCCCUUGUGGGAUCUGGAACCGAGAGUGUCAAGCUCAAGAGUGAGCAGGCUGCUAAGGUAGCAGCUAGCAUCCUGAAGGCUGGUGAAGUGAAAGCGACCAUUAAGGUGGAGGUGCAAACUGGAGAUGAGCCUGUUGACAUGAGCACAUCCAAAAGUGACAUUAAGAAAGAGCGACAGCCGCCCUCGCCAGAUGAUGUGAUUGUGUUAUCGGACAAUGAGCCAUCUAGUCCCCUCAUGAAUGGCCACUGCUUCUCAAAGACUGACACAGAUAAACUUAUGAAGAGUUCACCUGAGGAAAGGGAGCGCAUCAUCAAACAGCUCAAGGAGGAACUAAGACUCCAAGAGGCCAAACUAGUGUUGCUGAAGAAACUACGACAGAGCCAGAUCCAAAAGGAGAGCACAGUACAGAAGGCUACUGGCUCUGUGGCUACUCCUCCCCCAUUGGUGAGAGGUAGUAUUACAUCAAGCAAAGGAUCCCUUCAGGUGACGGGUCGCAGCUCAGGCACAGUGAUUCCCCCUCCCUUGGUGCGGGGUGGCCAACACAUCCCGUCCAAACACAACUCUCAGAGUGUCAUGCCCCCCCUGGUCAGAGGAGCCCAGCCUAUUGCAGUGACUCCCCAGCAGAUAGCCAGUCUACGUCAGCAACAGCAGCAGCAUAGCGGCUCAGGGCCCCCUCCACUCUUGCUGGCUCCGAGGGCUUCUGUGCCCAAUGUCCAGGUCCAGGGCCAGAGGAUCAUUCAGCAGGGACUCAUUCGGGUGGCUAAUGUGGCCAACAGUAAUGUCAUGGUCAACAUCCCUCAGGCCUCUCCAACCAGCCUAAAGGGCUCUUCAGUCUCACCCAACUCUAGUGUCAAUGACUCUCCAGCCAGCCGGCAGGCAGCUGCUAAACUUGCACUACGUAAGCAAUUGGAGAAGACGCUGCUCGAGAUCCCUCCACCAAAACCUCCUGCCCCUGAUUUCAACUUCCUGCCUUCUGCAGCCAAUAAUGAAUUCAUUUAUUUGUUGGGCUUAGAGGAAGUGGUGCAAAAACUUCUGGAGAUGCAUGGCAGAGGUAAUCUUGGCCCAGCUGCAGCAAUGGCCAGCUCCGUUCCCAAAGAGCCAUACACCUGUGCCCAGUGUAAGACUGACUUUACCUCUCGCUGGAGAAAGGAGAAGGCUGGGACCAUCCUCUGUGACCAAUGCAUGUCGUCCAAUCAGAAAAAGGCCCUAAAGGCCGAGCACACCAGUCGAUUGAAGGCAGCCUUUGUCAAAGCACUCCAACAGGAGCAAGAAAUUGAACAGCGUAUCCUCCAGCAGGCAGCCUCCUCUUCUUCCUCCUCUGCUUCCUCAAUCUCUAAAUCCACCUUGUCCUCCUCACUGUCCAAAAAUGAGGUGCUGGUCUCCCACCACUAUAAGCAGGUCAGGGCUGCCAUGCAGCACAUACCUGUGUCUACUCACCACUCCAGCAUUAAGCAGGGUCAUCUGUCACACCUCCAGUCUGCAAUUAACGCUCGUGGUGUGGCCCACUCUUUCUCCUCCUCACAGCUGCAGAAUGCUGUGACAGCAGCAGCACUGGGUAGUAGGUCCGGUAAGCAUGCUGCAGCUCGCUCGUUGCAGCAGGGGGCAAAGGUUGGUGCUGGUGGCAGUGGUAACCAGAGCAACGUGGCUGCCUGGAGGAAGCAGACCGGUGGCAAUGCAGGUGUGACCAUGGCCUACGUGAACCCCAGCUUGUCUGCUCAUAAGACCUCUGCUUCAGUUGAGCGUCAGCGAGAAUAUCUUCUGGACAUGAUUCCCUCCCGCUCCAUCUCCCAAGCAGCAAACGCAUGGAAAUAAUGCAAUCCCACUCCCUUUGACACCAUAACAUUUAGCUCCCUUAACAUCAAUAACAGCCAUUCACAUUAUUGUUCUAAUUCUUUCUAUGGAUUCGGCCUCUGGCCAAAACGGUGCAGAAUUGGCCUCUUCUUGUUGGAUAGAGGUGUCCUUACACCUUUCACCAUAUACUUCUGCUACCUUCUUCCUUUUCUGAAUCCUUCCCCCAUUGGAGUUGUGCUGUGACGGCUUCAAGAUACAAGGAAUAUGUUAAAUAUAAAAUGGGUACCCUUUCAGAGGGAUAUGGAUGACGUGUGUACAAUUUUACAGACUUCUUCAGUGAUGUUGCCUCUCCCCUUCCCUGUAUAUUGGUUGAACCUUCCAGUUGCACCAAGAGGAAGUUUCCGGAGAAUCCCUGAGCUCCUCUGCCUCUGGAUUAGGCAAGGAAAAGUAAUAAAUACUAUUACCCACCGUAAGAGAUUCGUCUUACUUCCUGCCCUUGUCUAGUCUGAACCAGUCAGACUGAGGCUGUGGUUGCCAAACUGAACGUAACUGAAGACCUCAUUACAGGAAUUGUUGAGCUUUGAGGACCAUCCACAAAAUAAGAACUGCUUCAGCUUUGCAAAAAUGAAUAAAGUAAAAAAAAAAGAAAAAAAGAAAACUGGAGGAAAAAAAAUCUAUCUACACACAGACUGCCUCUUCUCUCAAACCUACAGCGUGUAUAAUAGAGAAGUUGAUGUGUGUUGGAUUAUUUUGUAUGGCUGAAUGUUAGGAUUUUGUCUUUUCUUCUGUAAGUCAUAUACUGUGUUUGGAAUAUUGUGCUCCCUGAUACUUUGGAAGUGGCCUCAUGUCGAGGUCUGAAUUUAAAGGCUAAUGUUACUGUUGAGGUGGUUUUACAUCUGCUGGGUUCCAUGUUGCAGCCUACUUUUAAAUGCUUUGUUUUUUCUAAGAUCAAGAGAAAGAAUAAAAAUUAAGGUUUCACUGACUCGUUAAAAAAAGAAAAACAUGGGGCAUAUUCUUAAUGAAUAUUGUAAAAUAAACCUUCCAAAGAACUAGUGGAGCCCAAAUGGAAUCCCUUCUGCUAGAAGGUUUCUAGUUUAUUUGAACCCUCUCUGAAUAUAAACAUGAAUUCAUGCUAAACUGAGGGGGUGUAAGGAAUGUCAUAUUUUUGACAUUAUUUUUGCUUUUAGUCAUAGGUUGUGGUGCAUCCCCCCCCUUCUAUAGACAAACUAUCUGAAUUUAUUUAUAGGGUUAGUAAAGACACAUGCGUAUGCCCUAAGUUUGCAAGGAUCUUCACUUAGAAUUUGUUUUCUCUUGUUUGUCAAGUGGCUCCCACAUACCCUAUGAUUGGUCCAAGAGAAGCUGGACAGCAUUCAGAAUGUAGUUAUGCAAAAACCCCUAUAGCAACAAAUGACAUGAACUUCUAGUCUUUAACAUUAAAGUGUGUGUGAUUUCUGUCAGGUCAUUGAAUUGAGCUAACUCUGCCUUUCACAUGAGCUAUAGUGCAUUUCUAUCAGGUUGCAGCAGCACAGGAUAAGCUAGUGAAGUACAAUAUGUCUACAUGUAAAAUGGGAAUUUUCCAUUGCAUGUGGACUUCUGUUAUUUUACUACCAUGUGUUGUCCCCCCCGCCCCCCUUUCAUUUCAACCCCUGGGGUGGUCCAGGUUUCUCCACUUAGCAAUGAUUUUACAGGCGCUUUUUGAAAAAUGUCUCUAAAUUAAAAUGUAAAAAUGUUGUCUUAAGUUUAAUCACAGAGGUUUGUUUAAUGAGAAGUGGUAUAGCCAUCUGACAAGCUGAACACCCCAGCAGUGAUUUUUUUUUUU